AUGGCGGGCUGGCUAUCAAUCGUUGCUUCCGUUGGUAUGGCCGUCGGGCCGCCGCUGGUAUAUGCGGACCAAGCGUACUCGAUUGUCAAGAAACAAGACUCUACAGGCUUCUCGCGUGAUGUAUGCGCAAUACUUCUCCUGGCCAACAUUACACGCUGUUUCUUCUGGCUGGGAAGCCGCUUCGAGAUGGCAUUGCUUGUACAGUCUCUGUUGAUGAUAUUGGCUCAACUCGUCCUCCUGUAUAUCUGUAUCCGCUUCCGCCCCAAACUGAGCCCCGAGAAUUUGGGGGUGUCAAUCCGCCCACUCUCUUUCUGGCAAUGGUCGAACUACACCCAAUAUCUCGAAUUUCUGGUCGCGUUCGUUCUCUGUCAAGCUAUUCUUUUCCUCAUACUGGGCCGGUCCUCGACAUAUGUCUCAGCCCUUGGAUUCGUGGCUCUGGGGCUCGAGAGCACACUGCCAAUUCCUCAACUUAUCAGUAACUACAAGCAACGUUCGUUGUAUGGCUUCCGUAUGUCCACAUUGGUUGGCUGGUUUGGAGGAGAUGCUUUCAAGACGGUGUACUUUUUCCUCCAGGAGUUACCGCUGCAGUUCAAAGUAUGCGCUAUAUUCCAGCUUUCGAUCGACUGUGCGAUUGUAAUCCAGCGAUUGAUGUACGGGAACGCGCCGCCGCCGACGGUGCUCAUGGACGAUGACGACGUUGAGCAGGCGUUGGCUCUGGAGGAGUAG
Molecule: messenger RNA, 726 nt
Organism: Epithele typhae
Lineage: Eukaryota; Fungi; Basidiomycota; Agaricomycetes; Polyporales; Epitheliaceae
Exons: 8
Coding region: 1-726 (241 amino acids)
Biological process (GO): retrograde transport, endosome to Golgi; phospholipid translocation
Cellular component (GO): trans-Golgi network; endosome
Source: RefSeq, a predicted model, not a curated record